GCGAAAGGGUCUGCUUGAAGCGGAAAUGACGACACCUGUUCGCUCCUCCACGUGCGAGAGUAGCACAGUCACAUUAGAACCCUCUCCAGUCCAAGAUGAAACGACCGAAGCUGAGGAAAGCGAGUAAGCGAAUGUCAUGUUCCAAACGGUAUAAAAUCCAAAAGAAGGUCCGAGAGCACAACAGAAAGCUAAAAAAAGAGGCGAAGAGAAAAGGCGUAAAGAAACCAUCGAAGAAAGAUCCCGGAGUUCCCAACAGUGCGCCUUUUAAAGAGGAAGUCCUGCGGGAGGCUGAGCAGAGGAGACUGCAGAUUGAAGAGGAAAAAGCGAGAAAGAAACAAGCCAUUAAAGACGAGCGAGCUCAGAAGAGGAAAAAGGAAAAAGAGGCUGCAAGUGAAGAAGCGGAACCCAAAGCAAAGAAAGCAUGUCAGGAGGAGAAACAUCCAGAUAAAAACUCUAAAAAGUUUCUUUGUAGUCAACUAAACAGGGUGAUCGAUGCAGCUGAUGUUGUAAUAGAGGUGCUGGAUGCACGUGAUCCACUGGGAUGCAGAUGUCCACAGCUGGAGGAGGCGGUUUUGCAGAGGGCCGGCAACAAGAAAUUGCUUCUUGUUUUAACCAAAAUAGACUUGGUGCCAAAAGCAAAUGUGGAACAAUGGAUUCAGAGAUUACAGCAGGAGUUUCCAGUCGUGGCCUUCAAAGCAUCAUUACAAAUUUCACACAGAACGGCAAAUAAAAGGUUAAGGUUUAGGGCCUCCAAUGAAAUCUUGGACCAGUCCAGAGGAGCCGCCUGUUUUGGAAACUCUGUUCUCAAGGAGCUGUUCAUAAGUUACGCUGCAAGCAAGCAGGGGGAUUCAACUUUUAGAGUUGCCGUAGUCGGCUUUCCCAAUGUUGGAAAGAGCAGCCUGAUCAACUCUCUGAAGGGAAGUUCUGUGUGCACUGCUGGUGUGAAGAGAGGCAUCACAAAGUCUGUGCAGGAGGUGCGCAUCUUGAAUAAUGUGAAUCUUCUAGACAGUCCAGGAAUCCUGGCGUGUACAUCCAAUCCAGCAGCUUCCUUGGCUCUGAGGAGCCUACAGGUGGAGGAGGGUGAGGAAGGGGUGCAGGAGGCUGUCGGGACACUGCUCAAACAGUGUGACAAGACUCAGGUCAUUCUCCAGUACAAUGUUGCUGACUACAGGGAUGCUGCAGAGUUUUUAACGUUGUUAGCCAAAAAGCGAGGACUUCUGCGAAAGGGCGGCAUCCCGAACUUGGCACAGGCCGCUUCAGUGUUUCUUGACGAUUGGACAGGAGCCAAGCUGAGCUACCACUGCAAGGCACUUGACGACAACAGCCUCCCUAUCUACAUGACCGACACAGUUGUCACUGAGAUGUGGAAUGGCCUGGACCGUAACAAGCUGGAAAGAGGCAACGAGAAUACUCUGAGCAGUGUAAAAUUCCCAAACCAGGCCAGCAGUAUCAGCUUCAUAUCCAAAGGUCCAACUGCUGGCCUGCUGGUGGUCAGUGACAUCACUAAACAAGAACAAAGACCCACAGAGAAGAAACCACAGAAGAAUGAUCCAGAGCCUAAAGGAACAGCUGAGACAAAUACAGAUGAACCAGAGAAAGUGGCACCCCAGGAAAAAACUAAGCAUGUCCACUUCAAGUCGGUGCCUGUUGACAUCAGCCUCUCUACAGGAGCAACAGAUGAUGCCUAUGACUUCAACACUGACUUUAUAUGAUUCUGAACUUGUGGCUGAAUCCAAGUGGUGGACCGCUCCAGACCUUAAUUUACAAACAUGCAAAAUACCCACUCACUACUCGGAUGGCAGUGUUCACUGUAAACCUGGAAUAAUUGGCAGAUUGAAAUCUUAUCAGAUUUGUCACUCGUGUCCAGCAUAAAAUAAGUUAAAUUUGUAUCCCUGUGUAUGCAAAUUUUGUAUAUAAACAUGAUCAAUGUAAUAAACCAGAGUUCCAAUGUAAAA
Dunckerocampus dactyliophorus (ringed pipefish) is the source of this 1955-nucleotide messenger RNA. RefSeq names its product guanine nucleotide binding protein-like 3 (nucleolar) (gene gnl3). The transcript is spliced from 15 exons. NCBI's taxonomy places the organism in Eukaryota, Metazoa, Chordata, Actinopteri, Syngnathiformes, Syngnathidae. Gene Ontology annotation, cellular component: nucleolus. Bases 96 to 1712 code for a protein of 538 amino acids. The record is from RefSeq and is a predicted model, not a curated record. Gene Ontology annotation, molecular function: GTP binding.